Suillus paluster is the source of this 832-nucleotide messenger RNA. RefSeq lists its product as uncharacterized. The record is from RefSeq and is a predicted model, not a curated record. The transcript is spliced from 2 exons. Lineage: Eukaryota; Fungi; Basidiomycota; Agaricomycetes; Boletales; Suillaceae. The coding region runs from base 194 to 667 and encodes 157 amino acids.
AACGAGGCUGGCUCAUAUGACGGGCAACAGCAGUGUCGGUUUUGAAUCCAUCUUUGCCACAGGAUGGACACUGGAGAGACAUGAGUUACAGAAGAAAGGUAUGUAGACGGUAUACUAAUACUCGCAUUGACUCCAGCAAUUUCCGGAUUUGCUUUUUCUAUCAAGUACACCAUACUAAAGUACAUAGUAACAUAUGUCGACCUCGCCUGUCAGUCUCAAUAUCCACCACAACAUUCCGUCUACCUCAAAUAAGGCACUCCAUUGGUGUUCUCCAUGCUACACUCAGCAGCAUCCACCGGACACUUGCCGAACUGGAAAUUCUGGCACUGCCGGUGUCUCUGACUUGUAUAAUAUCGCUGACGCUAUUGAUUCCAUGAUCAUCGAUGAUACAGAGGAUCUCAAAGCAAACCUUGUCAUGGAACUUGCCAGGGCUAGACGAGAGAAGCUCCUCGCUGAAAAGUCGCUUGCUGACUGCGUGGUCCGCGAGCUCGAACUCAUGGCGAGUUUAUCAAAGUUCAAGUCAAGUCUUUUCGAGCAGAAACUCAACCGGGCGGAUGUAGGAUUAGGAUACAUGCGGAUCGCUUUUAAAACGCAUGGUCUUUCUCACCGCGCGCACCAUCUCUACAGUAAGCCUGGGAAUACAUUGAGAUCCACGGUGUUAUACUAACAAGCCACAGGUUCUCUCGUCGAGUUAGGGGAUAGUCAUGGCAUCACUAUUCAGCUAGAUUGAUGUGAGAUACUAUGUUGAUUUGAUUGUCGCAGAAUUUCUGUAGUACCUUGUCAAAAUUUAGCAAUAGUGUUUUGUACCGCGUAUUAAAUUUAAGUGUUUCAC